GAAAGGAAGGGCAGCCAUUCCCGGGACUUUGGACUUGGCUCCGUUGCACCCCUGAACGCCUUCCAUGUGUUCUUUAAAGCCCUGUAGCUGUUUCCAGAGCAGGGCGAUGUGCCUCUGUUUGCUGGACUACUUUGGAGUCCAAUUAAACCUUCGAUCUGCUUUGAGGCAGGAACCAAGGUUGCUAGGAGAACACCUGUGCCCCCAGCACUUUGGUCCAGCAAGGGCAGGAGAGGAGAGCUGGAAACUGGUAGAGCUGUGCUACCUGCUACCUCCUGAGGCUCUCAGGGAGCAGGAGAAUCUGAACAUGAGUGGCAAGAGCUGGGUACUGAUCUCUACGACUUCGCCCCAGAGCCUGGAAGAUGAGAUUCUGGGACGGCUUCUGAAAAUUCUCUUCGUUUUGUUCGUUGACUUAAUGUCCAUUAUGUAUGUCGUCAUAACGUCCUAGCAACCUGACUUCCUUUACUCCGUGUGUAAAUUUCAAACCAAAUGCCAGCAAAUAAAGAUCUACAUUUUAAUCUGA
Molecule: messenger RNA, 520 nt
Organism: Mus caroli (Ryukyu mouse)
Lineage: Eukaryota; Metazoa; Chordata; Mammalia; Rodentia; Muridae
Gene: Mrln
Product: myoregulin
Source: RefSeq, a predicted model, not a curated record